UAUAUGCUGUAAAAAUAAUAUAGUAGUUGCAUGUUUUGGCCUUCAAAAGUGUUAUAUAACUAUAAGCCAAAAUUAUUCCUAUAUACGACAUCUUUUUCGAAUUUCUCUCAAAAAUAUUUCAUGUAAUUUAGACUUGAGGUCUAUUUGUGAAGGCUAAGAAUUAAUUAAAAGAUAAGAAAAUCUUAUUAUAUAUAUAUGUUUUGCAUGUGAACUGAGACUAAAACUUAAAAGUAAAACAACUGAAUCUCGGACCUAGUGCGAUUUGAUUGUUGUAUUACUAUUAUUUCUUAUUCGUUAGAAUAGAAGUUAACUGUACUCGUUAGUCUCCAUUUAAAUUGUUAAUUAUUAGUUGCUAACUAAGUUUAAACUUAACGUUAGACAGGAAUACAUAUACAUAUGAUGAGUAAAAUGAUACUAGGUCGUAUUGGAGUUUUCCGAUCAGGUUUCUCUAAUACAGUUAAGACCCAGCCACUUACGUGUGAAUCAAACUUCAUCAAUAAGGUACACAAUUUAUGGCAAGGAUCAAGUACUCGAACGAGACAUCUUGCAAGCACUAUCAUAGACAGUUCUCCAGGUAGCCAUCAACGACAACGUAGAUCAGUCUCUUCUCAAGCUCAACCUGGUGUUGAAAAAAGAAAAAAAGAACAUGUUUUUAAGGCAAAUUUUGAUUGGCAAGAUGCAUUCAACUUGGAUAGUCAGCUUACGGAAGAGGAACAGUUAAUCAGAGAUCAGUUUCGUACAUACUGCCAAGAGAAGCUAAUGCCUAGGAUUCUGAUGGCCAAUAGGAAAGAAAUAUUUCACCGAGAAAUCCUCCCAGAAAUGGGGACAUUAGGAGUUCUUGGCCCUACUAUAACAGGUUAUGGAUGUGCUGGAGUUUCUUAUGUGGCUUAUGGACUCAUUGCACGAGAAUGUGAACGAGUGGACAGCAGCUACAGAUCAGCUAUGAGUGUACAGUCAUCCCUGGUAAUGCACCCUAUCUAUGCUUAUGGCACAGAAGAACAGAGGGAAAAGUAUCUUCCAAAAUUAGCCCGUGGGGAGUCGAUUGGAUGCUUUGGUUUGACAGAGCCCAAUCAUGGCAGUGAUCCAGGAAGUAUGGAAACAAAGGCCAAAUAUAACUCCAGGGAUAAAGUUUAUGUUUUGAAUGGAAGUAAGACAUGGAUUACAAAUUCACCAAUAGCAGAUGUAUUUAUUGUUUGGGCCAAAUGUGAUGAUAACAUAAUUCGUGGUUUUAUCUUGGAAAAGGGAAUGCAAGGUCUGACAGCACCAAAAAUUGAAGGAAAGUUUUCUUUGCGUGCUUCUGAUACUGGCAUGAUUAUUAUGGAAGAUGUUGUUGUUUCUGAAGCAAAUCUCCUUUCUCAUGUAGAAGGGUUAAAGGGUCCAUUUGGUUGCCUCAACAAUGCCCGAUAUGGAAUUUCCUGGGGAACAUUGGGUGCUGCUGAGUUUUGUCUUGAAACUGCUAGGCAGUACACCCUGGACAGGAAGCAGUUUGGAUGUCCGUUAGCUAAAAAUCAGCUAAUCCAGAAGAAGUUAUCAGACAUGUUGACAGAAAUUUCAGUUGGUCUUCAGGCAUGUUUGCGGGUUGGGAGGCUGAAGGAUGAGGGCAGGGCUACUCCAGAAAUGAUAUCACUGGUCAAGCGGAAUUCAUGUGGAAAGGCUUUAGAUAUUGCUCGUACAGCACGAGACAUUCUUGGAGGAAAUGGAAUUUCUGAUGAAUACCAUGUCAUUAGACAUGUCAUGAAUCUGGAGGCAGUGAAUACAUAUGAAGGGACCCAUGACAUUCAUGCUCUGAUCUUGGGAAGAGCAAUUACUGGUAUUCAAGCUUUUACAGCUGAUAAAUAGCUACUAUGGACUGCAACAUAAAUACAUUUGUUUAGUUUCUGGAUGUGGCAACAGUUAAACUAAAUAUCUUGACCUUGCAUGUACAGUUUAAAAAUUGGUUCUCUGAUAUUUGUAAAUGUACUAUACAGUUAAAUAUGUAAAAAUUGAAGAUGCACGCCUUAUUUGAAUGAGAUUCAAUUAUUAUCCAUCCUCCAGAGUUUUAUAUGAAAAAUUUAUUAAUAGAUAUAUCAAUUGGAUUAAGUGUUUUGGCAGUCACAUAUAUAUAUAUUUUUACAGAGUAACACUGGAGUGCCAAAUGUUAAAUAAUAAACAAGAUAUCAGAAUUUGCAAACUUUGAUUUCAUUAUACACUUCCUUAUCAUGAGCUAACUUAAAAAUUAAACUUUUUAUUAGUACUUUUUGAGUUUUCUUUUUCAGACUAUUAGUUUUCUCUCCAGCUAAUUACUGUUUAGACAGAAACCUAAUUUGCAAGUUAUAUAGUUUUAAAACGCUUAUGGCCAAUCCCAACAGAUGUAAUAUACGAGGAUGUUUUCAGUCUGAAUAUGUAUAGUUCAUGUUAAUAAAGAAUGAGUACAAGUUCAUCCCUAACUUUAAGGAUCAUUUGGUAUUAUAUUAAGUUACUAUAAAA
Limulus polyphemus (Atlantic horseshoe crab) is the source of this 2466-nucleotide messenger RNA. RefSeq names its product glutaryl-CoA dehydrogenase, mitochondrial-like. NCBI's taxonomy places the organism in Eukaryota, Metazoa, Arthropoda, Merostomata, Xiphosura, Limulidae. Gene Ontology annotation, molecular function: glutaryl-CoA dehydrogenase activity; flavin adenine dinucleotide binding; fatty-acyl-CoA binding. The record is from RefSeq and is a predicted model, not a curated record. Gene Ontology annotation, biological process: fatty-acyl-CoA biosynthetic process; fatty acid beta-oxidation using acyl-CoA dehydrogenase. The transcript is spliced from 12 exons. The coding region runs from base 397 to 1839 and encodes 480 amino acids. Gene Ontology annotation, cellular component: mitochondrial inner membrane.